CAGAGUUAAUUGAGAGUUACCAGAGUCUUCCUUUUUUCUUCUCAAAAGCAUUCCAAUUUCGGUCACCAUGGCGACAAUCGUAGAGUUUGAAACAACGGAGGGAAACUUCAAGGCUGAGUUAUUUACGGAGAAAAUGCCGAUUACAUGGUAAGUUCGGAAAUCACGUGGUCUUUCGAGAAUCGAAGUUUAACUCUCACCAAAGACUCCAUUCUCUGGAUGAAAAAAUCAUCAAGUGGCAACUUUCUGGAUUUAAUUGAAAGAAAAUUUUAUGAUGGGCUUUAUAUCCAUCGGAUUACCCCUCAGUUCUGUGUCCAGUUUGGAUGUCCAUAUGCACUGAAUCCCCACGUAUAUUACGGUACUCUUGAUGACGACGCGGGCAAGGGGUCUGGACCACCAGAUACAUCCUAUAAGUCAUGCAAUGGUAAGGAGCACACACGAGAUGAGUAUGGAAACAUUGAAGAUGAAAUUGUCAAAGGAAUAUCGAACGAGGAAGGUACAUUGAGCAUGGCGAAUUCUGGCGACCCUGAAACAGGUGGCAGCCAGGUAUUCAUCAAUGUCAAUGACAACAAGCACCUUGAUUGGUGGAAUUCGUCGUCUGACAGUGCUCAUCCUGUAUUCGGUAAAAUAAUUGAAGGAUAUGAUAUUGUGAAAAAGAUCGAAGCAGUCGAGACACUUUCGGAACAACCAGUAGAGCCAAUUCAAUUAGUUUCGGUAAGAAAAAUCUAAACUGAAAAAAGGAUUAACAAGAUA
Molecule: messenger RNA, 750 nt
Organism: Pseudo-nitzschia multistriata
Lineage: Eukaryota; Bacillariophyta; Bacillariophyceae; Bacillariales; Bacillariaceae
Source: the annotation of a GenBank genome assembly